Cucurbita moschata (crookneck pumpkin) is the source of this 6288-nucleotide messenger RNA. Its product is annotated as formin-like protein 20. NCBI's taxonomy places the organism in Eukaryota, Viridiplantae, Streptophyta, Magnoliopsida, Cucurbitales, Cucurbitaceae. The coding region runs from base 545 to 5437 and encodes 1630 amino acids. The transcript is spliced from 18 exons. The record is from RefSeq and is a predicted model, not a curated record.
GGAAGAGGAGAAAGAAGUAUGGUUCCAUUUUAUCCACUCUGCUAUAUUUCCCCCUCCCAUGUUACGAUAAGCCUUUCUGAUGAAAUUCAUAAUUCUAAGUUCUUUCCAAUUCCAAUUCCGUUUCUUUCUCUCUCGCCAUUCUGUGUUCUUCCUCCUUCCCUCCCUUCAAUCUCUCUGCCCCACUGUCACUUCUUUCUACUCUUUUGAUUCGCAUUUCUGAUUCAUCAGCUCCUCAUUUUUAUUUUUACAUUUUUUUCCUAGACUAUCUUUUGAUUGUUUUUGUUAUUUUUCUUCCCCUUUGAAGACUUUUCCCCCUUGCCUGGGGUUUAAUUGGCGGAAAGUAGUCGGGAUUUUGUUUUUUUUGCUCGCUAAAUCUCGCUCUGCAUUUGAAUUGGUGAAUUUUGGGUUGAAUUCCGGAGGUUUUGGCUGUGAUCCGACCUUUUAAUUCUAAGAUCUGCUCUGUUUCGCUGGUCAAUAUUGAUCUGGUUAGUGUUUUAUUCAGCAACGGGUUUGGAUCCGAUCGAGGAAGAAACAGCGCCAUCCGAUGGCGCUGUUCAGAAGGUUCUUUUACAGGAAGCCGCCGGAUCGGCUUCUUGAGAUAUCCGAGAGAGUCUAUGUGUUCGAUUGUUGCUUCUCCACGGAAGUGUUGGAAGAAGAAGAAUAUAAGGUCUACUUGGAUGGCAUUGUAGCACAGUUACAGAGCCACUUUCCUGAUGCGUCUUUCAUGGUUUUCAACUUCACAGAAGGUGGUAAGCGAAGUCAAGUUUCUGAUGUACUGAGUCAGUAUGACAUGACAGUUAUGGACUAUCCUCGGCAAUACGAGGGAUGUCCUUUAUUGCCAUUGGAGAUGGUUCACCACUUCCUUCGAUCAAGUGAAAGCUGGUUGUCGCUGCAGGGUCAACAGAAUGUGUUAUUGAUGCAUUGUGAAAGGGGAGGAUGGCCUGUUCUUGCAUUCAUGCUAGCUGGUCUUCUGUUGUACAGAAAACAGUACAGUGGGGAGCAGAAGACUCUUGAAAUGGUCUACAAGCAAGCUCCUAAGGAACUUCUCCAUCUCUUAUCUCCUUUAAACCCUCAGCCUUCCCAGCUGAGAUAUCUUCAAUACAUUUCCAGGAGAAACUUAGGUUCUGAUUGGCCUCCGGCAGAUACACCCCUAGUUUUGGAUUGUUUAAUACUUAGAGUUCUACCUCUUUUUGACGGGGGAAAAGGGUGUAGGCCUGUUGUGCGUGUCUAUGGUCAAGACCCCUCAAUACCGGCCAAUAGAACUUCAAAGCUUUUAUUUUCAACAUCUAUCAACAGAAAACAUAUCCGAAACUACCAACAGGAAGAGUGUAUGCUGGUGAAAGUUGAUAUUAAUUGCCAUAUUCAAGGGGACGUAGUUGUUGAAUGCAUCCAUUUGGAUGAAGAUCUAGUACACGAGGAGAUGAUGUUUAGAGUUAUGUUUCACACAACAUUUGUUAGAUCAAAUAUUAUAAUGCUGAACCGUGAUGAAGUUGAUGUUUUAUGGGAUGCAAGGGACCAGCUCCCUAAGGACUUCAGAGUUGAGGCACUCUUUUUGGGUGCUGAUGCUGAUGUCGUUGUCCCCAAUCUUACCACAACCUUUGAUGAUGAAGAUGAAAAUGAAGCUGGAGUUGCUUCUCCUGAAGAAUUUUUUGAGGUUGAAGAGAUUUUCAGUAAUGCAAUGGAUGGGCAGGAAGCAAAGGGAUCCAAUCAUCCUCAAUUGAUCAAUCGUGCAGACCGUAAAGCAGAUAGGAAGGAGGACUUUGAUCCGCCUGCAUUCCAAGAUUGUGCAACUGAUGAUGGAAAUCUCAAGCAUGUGAAGAAAUCAGAUUUUGAUGCAGUGAAGGACAUUGCUGUGGAUGAUGUGAAGUACAAGCUGGAUGAAAAUAUAUAUUCCAACCUUAAUGCUGUUAAGGACAUUGCUGUGGAUGAUGGGGAUAUGAAUUCAAAUUCCUUCCUGGUUGCUGCUGCUAAUGUCUUGACUCAUGUGAAAGCCCAGGGGUUGGUAGAUGCCGCAUAUGGAAAAGUUGAAGAUAAUGAAGAAAAGGAUGAUGGAAGAGGUGCUGCACCUGCGAAAUUGGAAAACAAGGUUCUUCAGAAAAAGUUGAGUGCUGAUGGUUCUAGACAAAAAUCUGAAAAAUUGCAAACACCAAUCCCCAAGAAACAGCCUAUCCCAAGUGGAAAACCUACCACUGAUAUGGUUUCAGCCAAACAGAAAGUCAAACAACAAGAGACUCAAGGUUUUUCUGCAAAACAAGCAAAGCCGAAUGCAGCUUCUAGGUGGAUUCCUCCUAACAAAGGCUCUUAUAUGAACUCUAUGCAUGUAUCCUAUCCUCCUUCAAGAUAUAACAGUGCCCCAGCUGCUUUGGCCUGUAUUGCACCAUCAAAGGAUACAAGUGCAAAUUCCAAAACAAAGGGUGCUGCCACCCUUGAUUCUCUGGUUUCUACAUAUUUAUUUAGUGAACGAAAAGAUCAAAAAGUGGAUUCUGUAAGGUCUUCACACUCUGCACCUGGGGAACUCAUGCAUGGCGCACCAUCUCCAGUUGAGUCAAUUGAGGAAGCAGAUUCUUCCUCUGAAACUCCAAAACCAUCACAAAGUGAUUCACAACUUGAAGUAACACCUCCUCCCCUUCCCACAAAACCUCCAUCUCCACAUUUACCAUCACUCCCCAGGGUAGAUGCAAUACCUCCUCCACCUCCUCCACCACCCCCAUCCUUGCACCAUAUGGAGUCGACAUACUCUGUUCCACCACUUUCUGUGUCUUUAGCACCACCACCCAUUGCUAACUCAUCAAAGGCAGUGACUCCCCCUCUCCCUCCCCCUCCUCCAUUCAGUAGGCAGAACAGUGAGAUACUUUUGCCCAUUUCUUCUACACAGUCAUCAUGGGAGCAAAGAUAUUCUUCUGUUUCUAGUGUAAAGGUGGCUGGUUCUGUACCUCCUCCACCUGCACCCCCAUCUCGACCUCGACCUCACUCUGUGGCCAUGCCAUCUACAUUAAAGAAUAUUGCAAGUAUUCCUCGUGUACCUGUUGUAUCUCCUCCUUCAGCAUUUCUUUCAUUGGCAUAUAAAGGUAUAUUGCUAUCAUCACCCCCACCUCCCCCUCUUUCUAGGAUACAUGAACUACUUUCUCCACCAUCUUCACCACACCUGCCUGCUCCAAUAUGCGGUGGUAAAACACCCCCACCUAUUACUUCAGUUCAUAGUGCACCCCCACCCCCACCUAUUACUUCAGUUCAUAGUGCACCCCCACCCCCAUUAAUGCAAGGGGCACUUCCUUCACCAUCUCCAGGGGAAGGAACUCCACCCCCACCCACGCAUGGUGUAUCUCCAACACUACCUUUAUUACAUGGAGCACCACAGCCUCCCUCACCACCUCCUCCCCCACCACCUUCAAGUUAUGGAGCACCUCCUCCUCCACCCCUUCCAAUGUUUGGAGCACCCCCUCCUUUGAUCCCUCCCAUGCAAAUGCAGAGGAGACCUCCUACACCUCCUCCAUCGCCUCCAAUGCAUGGGUCUCCUCCACCAAUGAAUGCAACUCCACCGCCUCCCGUACGUGGGGCUUCUCCACCACCCCCACCUCCACUAAUGCAUGUGGCUCCUCUACCAUCGCCACCGCCACCAAUGCUUGGGAAUCCUCCUCCACCUCCACCUCCACCUCCACCAAUGCACGGGAAUCCUCCACCACCCCUGCCACCUCCACCAAUGCAUGGUGCUCCUCCACCACCCCCGCCACCUCCACCAAUGCAUGGGAAUCCUCCACCACCCUCGCCACCUCCACCAAUGCAUGGGAAUCCUCCACCACCUACCCCUCCACCCCCACCGCCACCCUCAGCCGGGGAUGGUGGAGCCCCUCCACCACCUCCGCCACCCGGGGGUGGUGGAAUCCCCGCACCCCCUCCGCCACCCUGGGGUGGUGGAGCUCCCGCACCACCUCCGCCACCCGGGGGUGGUGGAGUCCCCGCACCCCCUCCGCCACCCUGGGGUGGUGGAGCUCCCGCACCCCCUCCGCCACCCUGGGGUGGUGGGGCUCCCCCACCCCCUCCACCACCUGGGGGUGGUGGAGCUCCUGCACCCCCUCCUCCGCCAGGUGGUCAUGCUCCAGCCCCACCUGGACCUCCAGGUGGUGGACCUCCUCCACCUCCACCGCUAGGUUCAAAAGGAGGAGCUGUUGCACCUCCUGACCCAAGAGGUUUGUCUGCUGGAAGGGGGCGUGGGCUAACACGCUCAGCUACUACUGCACCUCGAAGGUCCUCCUUGAAGCCUCUACAUUGGAGCAAGGUUACAAGAGCUCUGCAAGGGAGCUUAUGGGAAGAACUACAGAGAUAUGGCGAGACUCAAAUUGCAUCAGAGUUUGAUGUGACCGAGAUAGAGACUCUCUUUUCUGCAACUGUUCCCAAACCUGCUGAUGGAGGCAAAUCUCGAAGGAAGUCUGCUGGAUCCAAAACUGACAAAGUUCAUCUGAUUGACCUCAGAAGAGCUAACAACACUGAAAUUAUGCUCACCAAAGUAAAGAUGCCACUUCCUGAUAUGAUGGCUGCAGUGCUAGCAAUGGACGAAUCAGUAUUAGACGUUGAUCAGGUGGAAAAUCUCAUAAAGUUUUGUCCUACGAAGGAGGAGAUGGAACUUCUUAAGGGAUACACUGGUGAUAAGGAUAACCUUGGAAAGUGUGAACAGUAUUUUUUGGAGCUGAUGAAAGUGCCUCGGGUAGAGUCGAAGAUGAAAGUGUUUUCCUUUAAGAUUCAGUUCGGCUCUCAGUUAUCAGAAUUUAAGAAGAGUUUGAAUACUGUCAACUCGGCUUGUCAUGAGGUUAGGAAUUCUGCCAAACUGAAGGAGAUUAUGAAGAAAAUUCUUUAUCUGGGGAAUACACUGAAUCAAGGAACGGCGAGGGGUUCUGCAGUUGGCUUCAAGUUGGACAGUCUUUUAAAGCUUGCUGAUACACGUGCUUCUAAUAAUAAGAUGACGCUCAUGCAUUAUCUUUGCAAGGUCCUUGCUUCGAAGACACCAGCUCUUCUUAAAUUUCAUUUGGACCUGGGUAGCCUAGAGGCAGCAACCAAGAUACAAUUGAAGUCUUUAGCGGAAGAAAUGCAAGCUAUAAUUAAGGGGUUAGAAAAGGUCAAGCAGGAAUUUGUUGCUUCUGAAAAUGAUGGCCCAGUCUCCGAAAUUUUUCGAAAGACGUUGAAAGAAUUCAUUGCUACUGCUGAGACAGAGGCGGCGUCGGUGACAAAUCUGUACUCUGUUGUGGGUAGAAAUGCAGACGCACUUGCAUUAUAUUUUGGUGAGGACCCGGCUCGUUGUCCAUUUGAGCAGGUUAUAGUGACAUUAUUGAACUUUAUGAGAUUAUUUCGGAAAGCCCACGAAGAGAACUGCAAACAGGCUGAAUUGGAAAAGAAAAAAUCCGAUAAGGAUGCUGAAAUGGAGAAUGCCAAAGGAAUUAAAUAGGUGAUAUACUUGAGUUCUCCUUAGCAUGGGAGAUUGAGCACUCGUCCUACAUCGACGACUCGAUUGUCACCUUGCAGCCAAAGGGAAACAUGCCGUGUGACCAGCUCCGAAACACGUCCAAUUGAGAUUUUUUCUGCAGUGCUAAAACCUCAGAUUGACUCGGAUAUGAACUAAAUGGGAUGUUUAUCGAUGCCUGCAGAACUUUGAGUUGGCCAAAUUGUUUAUUUGUGCAUAUUUGACCGGCUGCUGCUUGAAUCAACAAAACCACGCCCCAACUCAACUGAUCUUGGUCAAUCAUGGAGAUAUAUUGGGUGCUGACUAUCUUCGCGAAGCAAAGGUGUCCUCUGUGCUGGUAGCUGCAAUCCUGAAUAAUGGGUUGGCUCCUCCAGCAGAAUUUUUCAGACUCAGAAGAGUAUUUUCAGUCCUAGAUGAGUCUUUUGAUUAAAGUAGGUGAUUUGGUUUCGGAUCUGACAAUGCAUUUGGCAUAAAUUUUUUGGGCAGAGAACAAAUGCGUCGGAAUUGCAUCCUUGAAGUCAGUCCAGCCGUUCCACGAAACCGUGUACAGAGCCUCUCUAACCAUUCCAUACUCUAGAAUGUAAAAUUUUUCUUUUGUUUGAUGUAACAUGAAAAUAGUUUCUCAUUCGUAGAUUUUUUUUUAUUUUUUACUCAAACCCGUCGUAGUAGACAAUGUUGUAUAGCGCAGAUUCAUAGAGGGUAAUUAGAAGACGGGUUUUCCCCACUGUAGUUGUAACAUAAAUUGAAAAUAUAGGCCACGUUUGAAAUCUGUCGUUUCUCUUCAAAGUUGUAACAUAAGUUAAAAGUCAUUCAUGAAAAUCAUCCAUUUGUUGUCC